AUGGCGUCAUGUAUAGCUGAAAACGUUCCACAGUAUGAUCAUUUCCAUUCAUCAAUGUUCAAUACCAUUAAUGAUAAAACGAGAUUAAUUCAUUCACAAUUUGAAAAAAAACUAUUAAUUCGAUCAUCAACAGCAACAACUUUGUGUGAGAGUAAUAUUAAAACAGAGACACUAUCAACACUUCGUCGAUUAUCCACAUCAUUUUGUCACGAGAAUAAAUCAGUUUCAUCAACAACUACAGAGACACAUAUUAAAAGUUGGAAAAUAGCAGACGAUAAAGUUAACAGUAUUACUAAAAAAUCAAGAUUGGACUAUCUUCAAUUAUCAAAAAAACGUCAAUUGAGUGGUUUAAAUGAAAAGAAUAAUUUGAAAUAUAUUAAAAAUAAUAAUAAUUGGACAAGAUCGAAAGAUGACAAUGACGCACCAUACAAUAUGUGUCGUAAAAAUAAAAAAAUAAAUAAAAAGAAAAGUCCUUGCGGCUUUUUUCUGGGUGAAAAUAUAGCAUUCGAGAAACCUGUAUUACGUAAUUCAUUCAGUCAUAGUACAGCACAAGAAUAUUUUGAUAUAAAUACCGAUGAAGAACCACAAUUUACAUCAUUACCAACCACAAUAGUUACUAAAUCUUCAGUAUCUGUACCUUACCGAAAACCGACUACCGAGACAGCAAUAACAAUGUUGUUGUGUGAACAACCUCCAAUAUUAUCAUCAUUUUUAUCUGUAAGUGGUCAUUAUCGAACCAUACCUGAACAGUCAACUUCAAAAAAAGUAGAAUCAAAAGAUCAAGUUAAGUUAUUAACAUCAAAUCAAUUGUCAGAUUAUUUAGAAUCAUUAUCAUCCGAUUUUGUUCUUAUCGAUUGUGGUUCACCAUUUCGAUACGUUGAGAAACAUAUUAAUAAAUCUUUCCUACUACAUGUUGCAGAUAAAUUAUCGAAAAAACGUUUGACAACACAUGGAUUAUCCAAAUAUCUUGAUACAACACAAAUGAAAUUGAUCGAUAAUAGUGAAUUUAUUAUCCUCUAUGAUGACAAUGUGACUAUAAAUAAUAUAAAAAACAUUUCAUGUCCUAAUUUAGCAACAACACUCUCAAAUAGCGCAGAUGGAUAUCAGUUAUCACUCUCUUAUUCAUCACUUAUAAUGAAUGAUAAUGGAAAUGAUACUAUAUCUUCGUCUCAACUAACUCCAUCGUUAAAAUGUAUCUAUGAUGAAUUAAAACGUUAUAAUCCAUUGAAAUCUAUUUUCAUAUUGGAUAGACCAUUUAACGAAUUUUAUUGUAAAUAUUCUCAUCUAUGUACUGAACAAAAAAAUAUACCGUCAUCAGAAUCAUCAUCACUAGAACAACAACUAAAUGAACAGCAAUUAUCACGUUCAGAUAUUGAAAAUUGUUUAUUGAUUGAAAUAAUACCUGGACUCUAUCUUGGAAAUGAAGCAGAUGCAAAAAAUUAUGAUUUAUUAGAAAAAAAUAAUAUUAAAUCUAUUGUUAAUGUUACGACGUGUGUACCGUGUUAUUUUGAAUCAAAACUCGACUAUUUACGUUUACCGUGUGAUGAUACAUGUCGACAAAAUUUAAUCGAAUAUUGUAACGAAAAAACAUUUCAAUUUAUUCAAAAUUCAUUGACUAAUAAGAAAAAUGUACUUAUUCAUUGUAAAGCGGGUAUAUCUCGAUCACCUGCCAUUCUCAUAGCAUAUUUAAUGAAAUAUCAUCAAUCUGAAUUUAGAACAAUGAAUGAAGCAUAUAACUAUGUAAAAACAAAACGUUCAAUUGUAUCACCAAAUUUAAAUUUUAUGGGACAACUGCUUCAAUAUGAAAAACUUUUGACACCAAUAAUAACAAAAGAAUCGUGA
Molecule: messenger RNA, 1842 nt
Organism: Didymodactylos carnosus
Lineage: Eukaryota; Metazoa; Rotifera; Eurotatoria; Philodinida; Philodinidae
Source: the annotation of a GenBank genome assembly